AUGUAUCCAGGCGUUGAACACUUUAAUUCAAACAUAAAAUGGAGAUUCGAUGAUUCACAAGCGGAGGACGAUAUGCAAACCCUGGAACAAAAUCUUGAUAGAAUUCGUAGUCUUAGUCACGAGAGAAAUUUUAAUGCAUACGGAUUGAAAGACAGUGAUAAUUUAUUAGAAGUUGAAGUGAACGUUGCAGAAGAUGAUUCUGAUGAAAAUAAAGAUUAUAAUGGUGGUAGUGCUCGUGAAAGUUGUGACGAAAAAAGUGAUUAUGGUACCGCACAUAAGUUUUCUCGUACCUCUUCAUUAUCUAAUAGAGAAUUAGAUGUGAUCAAAGAAAGUUCCAGAAGUUCUAGCGACACUGAAGUGACGUUGACGCGAUGA
Messenger RNA from Amyelois transitella, 375 nucleotides. RefSeq lists its product as uncharacterized. Bases 1 to 375 code for a protein of 124 amino acids. The record is from RefSeq and is a predicted model, not a curated record. NCBI's taxonomy places the organism in Eukaryota, Metazoa, Arthropoda, Insecta, Lepidoptera, Pyralidae. The transcript has a single exon.